Saccostrea cuccullata (small rock oyster) is the source of this 984-nucleotide messenger RNA. RefSeq lists its product as uncharacterized. The record is from RefSeq and is a predicted model, not a curated record. Gene Ontology annotation, cellular component: membrane. The transcript has 5 exons. Bases 1 to 984 code for a protein of 327 amino acids. NCBI's taxonomy places the organism in Eukaryota, Metazoa, Mollusca, Bivalvia, Ostreida, Ostreidae.
AUGUCUAAGAUUGUCGAGUUGACUCUGGUUCUUUGUUUAAUUAUUGAUAAUGGAAAGCUUGGGUAUACGCCUGUUGUGUUGGUGGACGGCAGCCUUAUGUCCGGACGGGCGGAGAUCUUCAAGGAUGACAUGUGGGGGACGUUUCAAGAUUCUGCCAACUCGGGGACAGGGGUUGAAAUCUGUGAAGCUAUGGGUUACGGGUUCGUGGACACUCAGAAUUGCGCAGGUGUGACUUGUGGCACCGGCAAAGUAUGGUACGAGAGGGUUAACUGCGCUUCAGGGGCGGCCGUGUCUUUAACUGAUUGUUUGACCGGAUUGACUCCGUCCGAUUCCGAUGACCAUUCUAAGGACCUGGUUGUCCAGUGCAAAGCUCCGGAGUCAACAAUUGCUCCAAGUUCAACUCCAAACCCGAUUUCUACAUUGCCAAUAACUUCUGACAACAACGCCACGGGCUGCAACUGCACUGUGACAGUUUACGUAACACCUCCGCCAUCAGAAUGCUUGACAGGUAACAAUACAAUCAACCCUAACACCACCAAGGUCAGCGUUGUCUAUGACGCCUUGCCGACCUUCAACGCAAAAGACACCGCCAAAUAUUCCAUGAGGACCCGCUCUGAUAACCGACCAUCUGCUAAAGCCAUGGGGUCCUUCGGCAUCAUCAUUAUUAUUGGCCUUCUGUCCUUCAUUGUGGUGAUCGAUUUAUGGAGUGUGGGCAUGCGCACUCUUCAGCUGAGGGGACUUUGUAAGACACUAUGUAAGACGAAAAAGACUGUAAACGUGACGUCUAAAACAACUAUCAAAGUAGAAAGACUGAUCGAACCCAAGAAGAAGGAUGCGCAUACUUCUGUGUCGACUAAGAAAAUCACUACUAACCAAAAUGUCAAGACAACUGAUGUAGAGAAAAACGUCAGUAAUAACCCAGCUGUUACGACAUCCAGUGUUGCUACGACAUCUAAUGUUGCUACGCCGUCCACACAGUACUAG